CAGCGAGACGCCGAGGUCCUCCGGACAGGCGGCGAGGCGGGAAGGGAGGCCCCGCCCCUCGCCCCUCAUGAAUAUGCAGCAGGAGCGUCCCCGGCGACCAAUGGGCAGAGGGCGGAACAUGAAUAUGCGAUGAAGCCGGGGCCGCGGCCCUUGUCAUGCGGGCCCGGCAGGCGGCGGGAAGCGGCGGCGGCGGCGGCGGGGUGCGGGCCGCAAGAUGGCGACCGCCAUGUACCUGGAGCACUACCUGGACAGCAUCGAGAACCUGCCCUGCGAGCUGCAGCGGAACUUCCAGCUGAUGCGGGAGCUGGACCAGCGCACGGAAGAUAAGAAAGCAGAAAUUGACAGUCUUGCAGCAGAAUACAUCGAAUCAGUGAAGAACAUGUUACCUGAGGAGCGAGUGGAACACCUGAAGAAAAUCCAGAGUGCCUACAGCAAAUGUAAAGAGUACAGCGAUGAUAAAGUUCAGCUGGCCAUGCAGACGUAUGAGAUGGUGGAUAAGCAUAUCCGCCGGCUGGAUGCAGACUUGGCGCGGUUUGAAGCAGAUCUGAAAGAUAAACUGGAAGGCAGCGACUUUGAAAACCCUGGAUCGCGAAGCCUGAAAAAGGGACGAAGUCAGAAAGACAAAAGAGGCUCUCGCGGUCGAGGCAGGCGAACGUCUGAAGAAGAUACACCAAAGAAAAAGAAACUCAAAGGAGGAUCUGAGUUUGCUGAUACCAUCCUGUCAGUGCAUCCCUCGGAUGUCCUGGACAUGCCAGUGGACCCCAACGAACCUACCUACUGCUUGUGUCACCAGGUGUCCUAUGGAGAGAUGAUUGGCUGUGACAAUCCAGAUUGCCCAAUUGAGUGGUUCCACUUUGCUUGUGUGGACCUCACCACCAAACCAAAAGGGAAAUGGUUUUGUCCUCGUUGUGUUCAGGAGAGAAAAAAAAAGAAGUAAGGAGUAGAGGGGAAUAUAUCCUCUGAGGCAAGAAGAAUUUAAUAUAUUCAUUCAUGUUGCAAUAUUAUCUUUGAUUAUUUUUUUUUGUUUGUUUCACCUACCCUCCUUCUUUUUCUGGUGUGAUAUUUAAUUGUCCAGUGGCCAGUUGUAAUUCCUGUGCUUUCAUAACAAAAUGACUUUGGGAGGGAGUCCCAAAUCCCUUUGCCGCAGGGGUUUUAUUUAUGUUACACUUGGACAGCACUGAAAUCGGUGUUACUAUGAAGUGCUAAGGCAGCCAGUGGCCGUAGCCUCUGCUACUUUAUAGGAGUCUGUGAAAGGCAUUGCAGGAGAAAGAAAUACCUGUAUCUUCAGCGUGGUGCAUCGCCACCAUGGAAAUAGUUUAGGCCUGGAGCUUGGUGUGGCAGAGGAGAAGGAAUUUUUCUCUGCUAGGCUCCAUUGUUUAGGUGUGAAGACCAUUUGUUGUGCAGUUUUGUAGGACAGAAAGGAACGGGGAAGCCUGUUUCCAGUGUCUGCAUCCUCAAAGCCACGUACCGUGAUUAGUUCUGACAGGGUGGGGAUGGGGAGAGGCAUGAUCCUGCCUUCUCUUCCGGGGAAUUUCUUCUGUCUGCCUUUGCACUGCCUUUAUUUUACUUGCUCUCGCCCCCAUUCACGUGAACCUUAACAUUAGAUUUUUCACCUCCUUCUAGAAAAGGUUUGUCUCUUUGGGGAGAAAAACCUUUAAAUAGCAAAGGAAUUGUCCUGCAGUGUUUCUUAGUGAGAGUAAUAUUGGGAGAGGUCGUUACCUUUCCUGGCUGUUUCCAUUUCUCUGAAGAUCCUUUAAGCACAUUACUGUGAAGAUGAAACCUACAGUAUUCUCACAGAGAUAGAAGGUCGGAUUUAUUCAUGAAAUAAGAUGAAGGCCUGACUUUUUUUACUUGUGUUUGCCUGGGUUGCACCUGGGUAAAUCAGGAAAACGAGCUUUAAGCGGAGGCUCAGUAAGGAUGCUGUGUACCUUCCUGUCGUGGGUUUGUGUAGCAUUUGCUCUGAAGCACUGGUAUUGAAGAAGGCCAUUCAGCAGGAAUGUUUUAAAAUGACUUCUUGUCUUUUUUAAGUGGGGGCACAUUUGCAUGUUCUUGACCUCUUUAAGCUGCUUUUCAGAUUAUGAAUGUGAAUCCUUGCUGCCAUCACAGCGUCAGUUUCUGCAGGGAAGGAAGGAAGAGAAGGAAAUCAGGAGCAGGAAAACGAAAGUCUUCCUGUUUUUUCCUUCCUCUGAGGUAUAGUGGAUGCAGAAGUUGAGGGAAGGGCAGAGACAACUCUUGUCUUAAUAUCUCCUGUAUUAUGGGGCUUACUCACCUACAAUAAAAGAUGUGGGGAAAGGUGGCUUUGCUGGUGGAGGGGAAAAAUAUAGCCCCAAACCAUCCCCCCCCUGCAGCAGCAGGCACCAGAGUUCAUGAACUUCCGUGGCUGUGAUCCCUGGUGGGUGUUGAUGGCAGGGCUGGGUACUACUUUGCAUUCCCAUUGUGCAGGAGCUCUUGGUAUAGACUGCUGGGAAGGCAGUAAGAGACUUCCAGAGAAGCUUUUGUUCUGCUGUAAAAGCAAGCUGAAUAAACAGCACAGAAGGAAAAAAAAAAAAAAACAAAAACAAAAACCAAAACUACUUACAGUCAGAUUUUGGCAACUGUUUCCAAAAGAAAAAAGUCUCUUUUUUUUCCCCCUGUUACACUGACCCUCUUACUCUUGUUUUGCAAUGAAAGAAAGUAGAACACAGCCCUUGCCAAUUUUCCUUCCCCACUUUGCUUAGUUUGGCUUUGUAGGUGCUGCAGGUGUGUCAAGGCUGACAGAGAAGAAACCUUGAUACUCAGCUUUUCCGUGAAUGUUUUGAUUUAUUGCGUCUGCUAUGGGGGAAGGCAAAAAAAAAAAAAAGC
This is a messenger RNA of Chroicocephalus ridibundus (black-headed gull), 2841 nucleotides long. It is a transcript of the gene ING5, whose product is annotated as inhibitor of growth family member 5. NCBI's taxonomy places the organism in Eukaryota, Metazoa, Chordata, Aves, Charadriiformes, Laridae. Bases 215 to 937 code for a protein of 240 amino acids. The transcript has 8 exons. Gene Ontology annotation, molecular function: chromatin binding. The record is from RefSeq and is a predicted model, not a curated record. Gene Ontology annotation, biological process: regulation of DNA-templated transcription; positive regulation of apoptotic signaling pathway. Gene Ontology annotation, cellular component: nucleus.